Messenger RNA from Trametes versicolor FP-101664 SS1, 1164 nucleotides. RefSeq lists its product as uncharacterized. The record is from RefSeq and is a predicted model, not a curated record. The transcript has 5 exons. Lineage: Eukaryota; Fungi; Basidiomycota; Agaricomycetes; Polyporales; Polyporaceae. The annotation marks the transcript as partial.
AGACCAUGCGACGCCAACGGUAAUUUUCUGGAAGACCCUCACGCACCACCCCCACCGCGCAAUGACCCACCAGAUUUUGAGCCAUUCGCCGACCGCCCAUCCUUCGAGUACGCAGAAUUGAUAUUCGAAAAAAUGCUCACUUCGGAAGGCGAUAUCGACCACCUUCUCAAGAUCUGGAAAGCAAAGCGCAUCCUCGAUGGCCACGAUCCCGAGACCGACCCUGGCUUCGACUCGCACAGCGACCUCUUCGACACCAUCGACUCUAUCCCAUAUGGCGACACUGCCUGGUCUGCGUUCUCUAUCCAGUACACGGGGCCUGUCGGACCUGAUGCUCCUUCUUGGAAGCGAGAACGAUAUGUUGUGUACCUACGUGACUCGCUCCACGCCGUUGAGAACAUGGCUAGUAGCGCCGACUUCCAAGGGUCCUGGCAUACACGUCCGUACCGUCAAUGGAACGAGCAGGGUACGCGUGUGUAUUCGGACGUCCUAUCGGGACACUGGGCGUGGAAACAGGCCGACUCAAUUGCUGCAGACCCAGCAACACAUGGCGCCAUGUUCACACCUGUCUGCCUUGCUGCAGACAAGACUACAGCUUCAGUAGCUACUGGGCAUCAAGAAUUCCACCCCGCAUACCUGAUGGCGGGCAACGUCACGAACGACAUGCGUCGGGCACAUCGUGACGCCGUCCUCCCCAUUGCGUUCUUACCGAUACCGACAGCCGAGACAGAGCACGAUGACACCGACGAGUUUCGGCUCUUCAAGAAACAGAUCUACCAUGCGGCGCUCAAACAAAUCUUCGAGCCCUUGCGACCUGGCAUGACGACACCACACAUCAUGCGAUGUCCAGAUGGACACUACCGCCGCGCUAUCUUCGGCAUAGGCCCCGUUAUUGCCGACUACCCGGAGCAAGUGUUCAUGUCUGGCAUUGUCCAGGGGUGGUGUCCGAAAUGUCAAGCUCUUCCUGACGACCUCGACCACAUUGGUGUCCCUCGGUUCUGCGAGCAUACCCGCUUGCUCCGAGAUACGUACGAUCCCGGCACACUUUGGAAUGUGUUUGGUGUGCCUUUCACAGAGCACUUUCCACGCGCUGAUAUACAUAAAUACGGCCCUCCGGGCGGACCUGGCCACGCCACGCGAUACAUUCGCGUAGACCUCAUUACCUGA